Messenger RNA from Helianthus annuus (common sunflower), 1375 nucleotides. RefSeq lists its product as uncharacterized. Gene Ontology annotation, biological process: regulation of DNA-templated transcription; chloroplast organization. Bases 74 to 1180 code for a protein of 368 amino acids. Gene Ontology annotation, cellular component: chloroplast. The transcript has a single exon. Gene Ontology annotation, molecular function: double-stranded DNA binding. NCBI's taxonomy places the organism in Eukaryota, Viridiplantae, Streptophyta, Magnoliopsida, Asterales, Asteraceae. The record is from RefSeq and is a predicted model, not a curated record.
CACCACCCCUCGUUUCCUUUUCCCUCUCUGCAGAUGCUUUCUAUGCUUUAAUCGAUCUGCAGUGUGGUCUGAGAUGACGACCCUCUUCUAUCGAUAUCUUCACACAGUUUCAUCCUCACCACCUUCCAAAUCCGCCAUUAUAACCUACCUCACACAAACCCUAGGCUUUCCAAAACCCAGAGCCGUAUUCUACGUCAAUCGAUUUUCAUCCACCCAAACAAACCCUCAAUCCGUCAUCCUCUUCUUAAAAUCUCACGGAUUCAACCUCACAGAUAUCCACAAAUGGGUAACCCAAUCGCCCCAGAUCCUCUUUUCAGACGUUGAGAAAACCCUCAAACCAAACAUUCAUUUUUUUCAAGAUUUAGGGCUCACCGGUUCAGCUUUGGGUAAGUUCAUUUCCAAAAAACCGGUUUAUUUAUCCAACAGAUUUGAAGAAAGAUUAAAACCCUGUGUGGAUAUUGUAAAAAGAUUGAUGCUUGAUGAUCGUAACAAUGAGAAUUUGAUUAGAACUUUGAGAAGGUGCAAUUGGGCUAAUGUAAACCAACCUGUAGUUAAAGUGGCUGCUAAUGUUAAGUAUUUGGAACAAUGUGGGAUUGUUGGUGCACAGCUUGCUACACUUAUAACAAGGCAACCUAGGUUGUUGAUUAUGAGUGAAUCAGAUCUUAAAGAGCUUGUAUCCAAGGUGUUGGAUAUGGGGUUUUCGAUUGAUAAUCGGAUGUUGGUUCAUGCUAUUUUUACUUGUACAUGUUUGAGUGAUCAGACAUUUGAAAGAAAGUUGGAAUUGUUUCGGUCGUAUGGGUUCACCAAGGAUGAGUUUUUGAGUAUGUUUAAGAAGGCGCCUGGGUUGCUUAGGGUGUCGGAAGCGAAACUGAAAACUGGGAUUGGUUUCUUUCUGGAUACGGUUAAGUUUGAAAGGGAAGUGUUGGUUCGUCGGCCUGCGUGUUUGAUGUAUAGUUUGGAGGAAAGAGUGAUUCCUCGGUUUAAGGUUUUGAAUAUCCUGAUGUCGAAAAGGAUUUUGAAGAAAAUGCCGAGUUUUCUUAAUGUGAUGCGGUUGCCUGAAGAUGAGUUUUUGGAGAAAUUUAUAUCGAAAGACAGAAAUCAUGCUGAGGAGUUGUUGUUGGCUUACAAGAGUGGCGAUUUGCUUUUGCAGAGUGACAAAAAACAAAUCCGGAGCUCAUAAUAUUUGGUGUUCGGCCGCUGUUUUUGGAAGGGUUUUAUCCUACAAAUGGAGAGCUUCAUUCAUUUUGGGUCUUUGCUAACCCCUUUUGUUAUAACUUAUAUAGAUUCAGAUCAGUUUUCUUCUUGAAGUAUCAAUGAAUCAACUUUAAACACAAAUGGUAUUUGUGGAUUUAGUUUGUAGUGUUUGUUCUUUUUA